AUGGGUGGUUCCGACGAGGGCGGCGGUGGAGUGGAAGGGAGAGGGUGGGAGGCGGCGGUGAGGGAGGAGGUGGGGGCCGCCGGCGGGUGGUGGGACGAUCCCGACGGCGCGGAGCUCCGCGCCAGGUUCAAGGCCUUCACGGGGCAACGCCGCGACUGGCCCCAGCCCAAGCUCCUCUUCUGGAAGGACCUCGUCCUCCGCGUCGCGCGCCGCCUCGGCAUCUGCUCCGCCCCCGCGCACCACGUGACGGGUGUUUUGUUCACGCGACCUGGCGGCCUCACGCCGCUCUGCUUGCCGCAAGUUCUGGAAGAGAUGCGUGCUGACGGCGAAAUUCUGCUCAAAUCGGAGCUAAUCGAUCCGACCGCAGGGAGCUUAUAUCAGUUGGUCAGGAGGGUGAGCCAGAUGGCUCUUGUCUCAAAGCAGCCGAUUGUGCAGGAGGACAUCCUUGUGUUUACAUCGUUGGUUGAGGAACGGGCUGCUGAGAUUGUUGAUCAGCUGAGGAACUCUCAUUGGACGUCAACAUGCAUUGUUACUAUUGGUAAAUUCAAUACCUUCUUUCAUGGGCGGGAGAAUUCUCAUGUUGCGUUAUGUUACUUGACACAAUGUGGGAAAGCAUGGUAUAUUAUUGAUAGGAGGCAAAAAGAUUCUAUUGAGGGUGUGAAGUUUUCGCUCAUGGCUGCACAAGUUCCUGCAGUCUCAAAGCUUGACUAUGAUACCUUGCAUUUAGUUUGGACAGAAGAAAAGUUGCAGCAGCAGCUUGAUGUGCUUGAUCGCCAAUGGGAAAUUUCAAGAAGAAGGGCAUUGGUAUCCUUCAAAUCUGGCAAUAAACAAGCAGCUUAUCGAUAUGUGCGACAGUCCAAGUUGUUCUCAGAAAGCAGGAAAAGAUGCACACCACUGCUGGAGAGGGUUGAAGAAGUUAUAAGUCUAAUGGGUAGUGCUGAAAUAACUAAGAAGGUUAAUGAGGCAAUCAAAAUCAGUAUUCAAGCAAUGAAGGAGCAUCAUGUGAGCAUAGAGGAGGUUAAUGAGCACCUAAAGGAGGUCGAUGACCUUGUUGUGACACAAAGAGAAAUUGAUGCUGCCUUAGGAUCAGUAAUACUCCAGUCAGUGGAUUCUGAAUCCGAAGAAAAUAUAGAGGAAGAAUUCAUGAAGCUGGAAGCAGAACUGCAGGAUAAGAGCUCUCACAUUCAAGAGAAUUCAGUUUCACAUGGCAAUGAUGAAUUACCUGAUGAAGAUGUUGAUCCAUUGAGCAAUAACCUUUCAAACAUUAAACUUGAGGCUGUCUAGAUUUCCACAUUAAAUUUUGUACAUAUUGUGAUUUAGUCACAUCUUUCCCCCCAUUAGUAUGUGUUGUAUUUCUUAUGACUAUUUUUACCAAAACAGGAAUUCUCUAUUGCAGAAAUAUUUUCUUACAAGUUUGACAUGUUUUUUUUUUCGGUAUCAAAACAUUUAUGCCUACUGAAUGUCUGCUAUUUGAAGUGUAUGGC
Messenger RNA from Oryza brachyantha (malo sina), 1484 nucleotides. RefSeq lists its product as uncharacterized. Gene Ontology annotation, cellular component: multivesicular body; ESCRT III complex; cytoplasmic side of plasma membrane. Gene Ontology annotation, biological process: late endosome to vacuole transport via multivesicular body sorting pathway; vesicle budding from membrane. NCBI's taxonomy places the organism in Eukaryota, Viridiplantae, Streptophyta, Magnoliopsida, Poales, Poaceae. The record is from RefSeq and is a predicted model, not a curated record. Bases 1 to 1284 code for a protein of 427 amino acids. The transcript has 8 exons.